Molecule: messenger RNA, 501 nt
Organism: Carya illinoinensis
Lineage: Eukaryota; Viridiplantae; Streptophyta; Magnoliopsida; Fagales; Juglandaceae
Product: disease resistance protein RLM3-like
Exons: 3
Coding region: 1-501 (166 amino acids)
Biological process (GO): signal transduction
Source: RefSeq, a predicted model, not a curated record
AUGACUUCCAUGAUUGUACUAUCUAAAAACUAUUCAGAAUCCAGAUGGUGCUUGAACGAACUAUUGAAGAUCCUUGAGUGUAUGGAAAUAGUAAAACAAAGUGUUCUACCAGUAUUUUACGACGUAGAUCCAUCAGAGGUAAGAAAUCAAAAAGGAAGUUUUGGAGAAGCAUUUGCAAAACUUAAAGACAGGUUUGAGGGCAAUGAAGAAGUGCUGAAGUGGAAGGCAGCUUUAGAAAAACUAGCCAAUAUGUCAGGGGUCGAAUUAAAGAAUUACAGGAAAGAAUCAGAAUUUAUCGAGGUAAUCAUUCAAUGGGUGGAGUUAAGACUAGUAAAUGAAACACCUCUAAGCGUUGCCAAGUAUCUAGUUGGGAUAGAGUGUUGCAAACAAGACAUUUAUCAGCAUUUAAGUCUUGAAAGGAAUGAUAUUAUACGAACAAGUUUGGAUGUUUGUGAUAUUGACAAAGGAAUCAAUGUGAUUAAGCACAGACUUCGCUCUUAA